AUGAAGAUUGAGUUAAAAGAGAUCAAAAUCAUCGAAUAACAAAUAAAGAAAGACUCGGAGGCUAGAAUAGGAACUAUAGUUUAAGUAAUCAUGCAACAGUACUCUUUAUUAUAUAUAGAUAGUAGUAAAAUAGACAAUUAAAUGUUUAAUAGAGAAUAAAGGACUGGCUCAGAGUGCGAAUCAAGUUAUGACAAGAAAUGA
Messenger RNA from Paramecium pentaurelia, 201 nucleotides. NCBI's taxonomy places the organism in Eukaryota, Ciliophora, Oligohymenophorea, Peniculida, Parameciidae. The record is from the annotation of a GenBank genome assembly.